This is a messenger RNA of Mycosarcoma maydis (corn smut), 1506 nucleotides long. Its product is annotated as putative UDP-glucose 6-dehydrogenase. Gene Ontology annotation, molecular function: UDP-glucose 6-dehydrogenase activity; NAD binding. The transcript has a single exon. Gene Ontology annotation, biological process: glycosaminoglycan biosynthetic process. The coding region runs from base 1 to 1506 and encodes 501 amino acids. NCBI's taxonomy places the organism in Eukaryota, Fungi, Basidiomycota, Ustilaginomycetes, Ustilaginales. The record is from RefSeq and is a predicted model, not a curated record. Gene Ontology annotation, cellular component: cytosol; nucleus.
AUGCCUGCUCCAGUGCUCACUACCAAUGGCUCGUCAAGUCAGUUUCAGGUUCAAUCAGUUCCCUCGCACGUUCGUACCAUUUGCUGUAUUGGUGCUGGCUACGUUGGUGGCCCCACCUGCUCCGUAAUCGCAUUCAAGUGUCCCCACAUCAAGGUCAUUAUUGUAGAUGUCAAUCCGGCACGUAUCGCCGCAUGGAACUCGGACGAUCUGCCUGUUUUCGAGCCUAGUCUUGAUGCAGUCGUACGUGAGUGCCGCGGACGAAACCUCUUCUUUUCGACUGACAUCGAUGCGGCGAUCCAGGAAGCCGAUUUGAUCUUUGUCUCUGUCAACACUCCUACAAAGACAUCGGGCGUCGGUAAAGGUUUCGCAGCUGACCUGCACUACGUCGAAGCUUCGACGCGUCGUAUUGCAUCCGUAGCUACGAGUUCUAAGAUUAUCGUAGAAAAGUCAACUGUGCCAUGCCGAACCGCAGCUAGCAUGAGGACCAUCCUCGAGUCAAAUUCGAGCUACACGGCUGAUGGAACCCUGAUCUCAUUCCAGAUUCUCUCCAACCCUGAAUUCUUGGCGGAAGGUACGGCAAUCCGCGACCUGAUGGCACCCGAUCGUGUGCUCAUCGGCUCGCUCGACACACAACAGGGCAAGGCAGCAGCCAAAGCCCUCAGCGAAGUCUAUCAAAACUGGGUCGAUCCAUCCAAGAUCUACGAAACAGGACUCUGGUCUUCGGAGCUCAGCAAGCUUGCCGCUAACGCUCUUCUAGCCCAGCGCAUUUCGAGCAUCAACUCGCUCUCCGCGAUUUGCGAGGCUACGGGUGCCGAUGUAGACGAAGUCGCCCACGCCUGUGGUCUCGAUGGACGUAUCGGGCCGAAAUUCCUCAAAGCAUCGGUCGGGUUCGGCGGAAGCUGUUUCCAAAAGGACAUUCUCAACCUCGUUUACUUGUCCGAGUCGCUCGGACUCAACGAGGUAGCCGACUACUGGCACCAGGUGAUCAAGAUGAACGAAUACUCCAAGUCGAGGUUUGCCCAAAAAGUCGUUUCCACGCUGUUCAACACGAUCACGAUGAAGAAAAUUGCAGUUCUGGGUUUUGCAUUCAAGAAGAAUACCGGUGACACACGUGAAUCAGCGGCGAUCACGCUCUGCAAGUACUUCCGUCAGGAACGUGCCCAGAUCUCUAUCUACGAUCCCAAGGUGACGACAAACCAGAUCAUGCUCGAUCUCACCGAGCCAGGUGUGGUCGAUGAUGUCGAGGCGGUCAAGCAGCAGGUCAAGAUCGCCGGUUCGAUGAAGGAAGCGUGCGAGGACGCCGAGGCGGUCGUCAUUUGCACCGAGUGGGACGAGUUUAGAGAUGCAACAGCACAGGACUGGGAUGAGAUCUACAGAAGCAUGAAGAAGCCCGCUUUUGUGUUUGACGGCAGGGGGAUUGUCGAUGCAAAGGUGCUGAGAAGCGUUGGUUUCAAGGUGCACGCCGUCGGCAAGGGCCCUCUCAUCGUGGACCCAAUUUGGGCUUGA